UUCUCCAAACUUGUGUAUUUACAUUGAAAUUGUUGCACAUAUGUUGUUUCAAAAACCAAGGGAAAAUAGAGCAAAUUUCUAAGCGUAGAACAUUUGGUAAUUACAAUUGGAAGUCCUCCUUUUGAACCCCAAUAGACAAUAGGACACACCACCAGAACUCCAGACUGCCUUAAAGAAGAAAGAACGAUCAAACAAUACCGAUCCUUCUCUGUCUCUGCAAACGCCGAUCCGGUCUUAGUUUUAACAAAUUCAGCGAAGAUGAUGCACAUGACCUUCUAUUGGACUCGAAACGUGACUCUUCUCAUCGAUUCGUGGCACACCAAUACAUGGCUCGGUUACUUCCUCACACUCCUUACCUGUCUAAUCGUCGGGAUAUUCUACCAGUACAUGGAGGACCGCCGCGUGCGCCUCAAGCUCCUCGUGGCCGCCGCCAAGAAGUCUUCCUCGGCGGAUUCGAUGCAGAUCGAAGUUCCACUGCUCCGAUCCAGUGUCACCCCCGGGAAAUUAUCGGCGGCGAGGGUUGCCGGAGCGGUGUUGUUUGGGGUGAAUUCUGCGAUCGGAUACUUGUUGAUGCUGGCGGUGAUGUCGUUCAACGGGGGCGUGUUUGUGGCGGUGUGUUUGGGGUUGGCGAUUGGGUACUGGGCGUUUAGGACUGGUGAUGAGGAGGCGAUGGUUCUUGUGGAUAAUGCUUGUGCUUGUGCUUAGAAGAGAUUUAUUAGGCUAGAUUAUCUUUGUUUGGAAUGUUUGGUUUUUGAUGUGUUUGUUUGUGUAAAUUACCUCGUUGGGAUUUCUGUUGCAAGGCUCCCUUCUUUCUUUUUGUGCUAUAUCUGUUGUAAGGCUCCCGUCUUUCUGUCAAGGGGAUCCAUUAUAUUACUCCUUUGUUUGAUUUAAUGACAAAAACGAGAAUGGAGGGGUCGUGGGUCAUUCUGGUGCUGGGUUGGACUGAUUUAGCUUAAAUCACAUACUCUAGUGUCAAGGUUUCUAUACCUA
Molecule: messenger RNA, 990 nt
Organism: Tripterygium wilfordii
Lineage: Eukaryota; Viridiplantae; Streptophyta; Magnoliopsida; Celastrales; Celastraceae
Product: copper transporter 5.1-like
Exons: 1
Coding region: 259-705 (148 amino acids)
Biological process (GO): copper ion transmembrane transport; intracellular copper ion homeostasis
Cellular component (GO): plasma membrane
Molecular function (GO): copper ion transmembrane transporter activity
Source: RefSeq, a predicted model, not a curated record